Messenger RNA from Mytilus trossulus (common blue mussel), 8574 nucleotides. RefSeq names its product phosphatidylinositol-binding clathrin assembly protein LAP-like. The record is from RefSeq and is a predicted model, not a curated record. Gene Ontology annotation, cellular component: extrinsic component of presynaptic endocytic zone membrane; clathrin-coated pit; clathrin-coated vesicle. The coding region runs from base 140 to 1990 and encodes 616 amino acids. Gene Ontology annotation, biological process: clathrin coat assembly; synaptic vesicle budding from presynaptic endocytic zone membrane; clathrin-dependent endocytosis. The transcript is spliced from 18 exons. Lineage: Eukaryota; Metazoa; Mollusca; Bivalvia; Mytilida; Mytilidae. Gene Ontology annotation, molecular function: SNARE binding; phosphatidylinositol-4,5-bisphosphate binding; 1-phosphatidylinositol binding.
UUAAUGAAACAGCCAUCUUGAAUAUUAUUGGUCGCCGUAUCCACCCCUUUUUGUGUAUUUAGAGCAUCUCAACACACUCAUUUGGGUCAGAGAAGACCCUUGGUGACUCCUGAGUGUUCUAACCAUAUAGUUAGUCAAAAUGUCAGGACAGAGUAUUUUAGAUCGCAUGACUGCGGCUAAACACAGCCUCUCGGGCCAAGGGUUGGCCAAGGUUGUAUGUAAAGCAACUACAGAAGAAGUUAUGGGGCCAAAGAAAAAACAUCUGGAUUAUUUAAUUCAAUGCACCAAUGAGCCAAAUGUUUCCAUUCCACAGUUAGCUGAUUUACUGAUCGAAAGAACACAACAUACAAACUGGACAAUAGUGUUUAAGUCCUUGAUUACAAUACAGAAUUUAAUGAAUUAUGGCAAUGAGAGAUUCACACAGUAUUUGGCCUCCAAUAACUGUACUUUUAACCUCAAUAACUUUAUAGAUAAAGCUGGAGUUCAAGGUGAGAAAAAAGAAACUCAAGGCUAUGACAUGUCAACUUAUAUUAGAAGAUAUUCCAAAUACCUAAAUGAAAAGGCCGUGUCAUAUAGGUCCAUGGCAUUUGACUUCUGUAAAAUCAGACGAGGAAAAGAUGAUGGAGUAUUGAGGAAGAUGAAUGCUGAAAAGCUACUGAAAUCUCUCCCUUGUUUGCAACACCAGUUAGAUGCAUUAAUUGAAUUUGAUUGUACUCCAAAUGAAUUGACAAAUGGUGUAAUGAAUGCUUGUUUUUUGUUGCUUUUCAAAGAUCUGAUCAGACUAUUUGCAUGUUACAAUGAUGGUGUAAUCAACCUUCUUGAAAAAUAUUUUGAUAUGAACAAAAAACAAUGCAAAGAUGGAUUAGAAUGUUAUAAAAGAUUCCUAGUGCGUAUGGAUAAAGUUGGAGAGUUCCUCAAAGUUGCAGAGAAUGUUGGGAUAGAUAAAGGAGAUAUUCCUGACUUAGCAAAGGCACCAUCAAGUUUAUUAGAUGCACUUGAACAGCAUCUUGCAUCAUUAGAAGGAAAAAAGGGUAUUGUUUCUACAACAAAACCAGCAGGCUUCUCAACAGCUGUAGAUGCAAUAUCAGGGAACAGUUCUUUUCAGAUAUCAGAGGAAGAAAAGAAAAAAAUUUUAGAUGAGGAGAAUCAAAGAUUACAACAAUUAAAGGAAUAUAAAUUAAAGGAAACGGGUUCACCAGCAACUCCAAGUACUGCUACACAAUCACCACCAUCAACAAAUCCAUUUGCCAAUAAUACAAAUGCAACAGACACAAAUAAUUUGCUUGGCUCACCAGUAUCUUCACAACCUGGUAUGGCAAGUGAUGAUUUACUGAGUUUAACAGGGAAUCCGUUUGUUCAGAAUGUCCAGCAAGUGAUGGCCAUGAAUAAUGCUGUCAAUAAUAUACAGACUUCUUUUGCUCCUGGUGGCUGGAACACACAACCUAGUCAAGCAGAUGUUGACUUUACGAAAGUUUUUUACAACAACUCGUCAACAUCAUCAGGAUAUAUGGGUUUUGAUGCAUUUGGAGAGGUUCUGAAACCAGCUAAUACAUCUGGUCAGUUAAUGAAUACACAGACUGAUAAAUUAUUACAGAAAGACUUAGAUUCUAGUUUGGCAAGUUUAGCUGGGAACCUCAAUAUAAAUCCUGCUGCAAGUGUCAAGAAAACUCAACAUGAAUGGCAACCUAAAGGAGAGCAUAAAAAAACAGGAGGUGCAAACUUUCAGUUCCAGGGAAAUGCAUCAAGCACAUGGGCAGCACAGCCUAUGAUGACAGGAACUUCUGUUUCACCAAAUACAAUGUACCAACAACCUAUUGGACAGCCUUUAAUGCAACCUGGUAUGAUAGCCAAUAGGCCAAUGGGAAUGAACAUGCAGCCAGUGAUGGGUGUUCAGCCUCAAGCAGGUGUCUAUGGAAUGAAUGGAACCAUGAUGACACAGCCACGGCCACCAGCUCAUCAGUCAAUGAAUGAUCCAUUUGGAGCUUUAUGAGGCAGGUUUCUGUGAGAAGAUAAAACUUCUUGCAGAAAGACUUUCUAAUAUUCAAACUACUGUAUGGGAUCAAUUUAUCAUCAGUGCUGGCAUCAGUUCUACAUUGAAAAACACAAUAAGUAGUUGGUUGUGUACAGAUGGCUUGGCUGUUUCUACGCACCUUCAAAUAUAUUUUAUUUGUAUAUGUUUAAUGCUAUGAAUACUUUGAUGUAUUUAUAGACAUGUAUUUAUUUUUACCAAUACUGUUCAGAUCAUUAGUAUGAUAAAGAUCAUAUCAGCACUGUACCUUGUGUUGAGUCACAUAUCAAGGAAAAUUAUACAAUAUGUAUUGCUAUUUCUUUAAAAUCAUCAGCCAUUUUAUAUUCUAUACCCCUUUACAGAAAAAAAUGGAUUAAUCAAUGUUUUCAAAUCUGUUGAAAAUGAAUGCAUUUUCCUUCAAGCAAAGUGUAACUUUCAUGGUUUUUAUACGACUGCAAAAUUUGAAAAAAAUUUCGUCGUAUAUUGCUAUCACGUCUGCGUCGUCAUCGUCGUCCGACAUUUUAGGAAUUAGGGGCCAAAAAGGGCCCAAAUAAGCAUUUUCUUGGUUUUCACACUAUAACUUUAGUUUAAGUUAAUAGAAAUCUAUGAAAUUUUGACACAAGGUUUAUGACCACAAAAGAAAGUUUGGGAUUGAUUUUGGGAGUUUUUGUUUCAACAGUUUAGGAAUUAGGGGCCACAAAAGGGCCCAAAUAAGCAUUAUUCUUGGUUUUCGCACAAUAACUUUAGUUUAAGUUAAUAGAAAAUAAUGAAAUUUAAACACAAUGUUCAUGACCACUAAAGGAAGGUUGGUAUUGAUUUUUGGAGUUUAGGUCCCAACAGUUUAGGAAUUAGGGGCCAAAAAGGGACCCAAAUAAGCAUUUUUCUUGGUUUUCGCACCAUAACUUUAGUAUAAGUAAAUAGAAAUAUAUGAAAUUUAAACACAAGGUUUAUGACCAUAAAAGGAAGGUUGGUAUUGUUUUGGGAGUUUUGGUCCCAACAGUUUAGAAAUAAGGGGCCCAAAGGGUCCAAAAUUAAACUUUGUUUGAUUUCAUCAAAAUUGAAUAAUUGGGUUUUUUGAUAUGCCGAAUCUAACUGUGUAUGUAGAUUCUUAACUUUUGGUCCCGUUUUCAAAUUGGUCUACAUUAAGGUCCAAAGGGUCCAAAAUUAAACUUACUUUGAUUUUGACAAAAAAUGAAUCGGUUGGGUUCUUUGAUAUGCUGAAUCUAAAAAUGUACUUAGAUUCUUGAUUAUUGGCCCAGUUUUCAAGUUGGUCCAAAUCGGGGUCCAAAAUUAAACUUUGUUUGAUUUCAUCAAAAAUUGAAUAAAUGGGGUUCUUUGAUAUGCCAAAUCUAACUGUGUAUGUAGAUUCCUCAUUUUUGGUCUUGUUUUCAAAUUGGUCUACAUUAAAGUCCAAAGGGUCCAAAAUUAAACUUAGUUUGAUUUUAACAAAAAUUGAAAUCUUGGGGUUUUUUGAUAUGCUGAAUCCAAACAGUUUUCAAUUUGGUCCAAAUCAAGAUCUAAAAUUAUUAGCUGACCUGGCCAAAAAGGCCAUGUGAGCUUUUCUUAUCACUUGGCGUCCGUCGUCGUCUGUCGUCGUUAACAAUUUUUCAAACAUCUUCUCCUCUGAAACUACUGAAUGGAUUUGAAUGAAACUUAGCAUGAUUGUUCCUUAGAGUAUCCUGCACAAAGUGUGUGCUUCGAUUUUUGAUCCGUCAAAAAACAUGGCCAGCAUUACCUAAAAUAGAACAUAGGGGUCAAAUGCAGUUUUUGGCUUAUAUCUCAAAAACCAAAGCAUUUAGAGCAAAUCUGACAUGGGGUAAAAAUGUUCAUUAGGUCCAGAUCUAUCAGCCCUGAAAUUUUCAGAUGAAUCAAACAAAACAUUGUUGGGUUGCUGCCACUUAAUUGGUAAUUUUAAGGAAAUUUUGCAGUUUUUGGUCAUUAUCUUGAAUAUUAUUAUAGAUAAAGAUAAACUGUAAACAGCAAAAAUGAUCAGCAAAGUAAGAUCUACAAAUAAGUUAAUAUGACCAAAAUUGUCAAUUGACCCCUUAAGGGGUUAUUGUCCUUUAAUGACAAUUUUUCACAAUUUGUUCAUCAUAUUUGCUAACUUUAAAAAAUCUUCUCCUCUGAAACUACUGAAUGGAUUUGGAUGAAACUUAGCAUGAUUGUUCCUUAGAUUAUCCUGCACAAAGCGUGUGCUUUGAUUUUUGAUCCGUCAAAAAACAUGGCCGCCGUUACUUAAAAUAGAACAUAGGGGUCAAAUGCAGUUUUUGGCUUAUAUCUCAAAAACCAAAGCAUUUAGAGCAAAUCUGACAUGGGGUUAAAAUGUUUAAUGGGUCAAUAUCUAUCAGCUUUAAAAUGUUUAGAUGAAUCAAUUAACCCAUUGUUGGGUUGCUGCCACUUAAUUGGUAAUUUUAAGGAAAUUUUGAAGUUUUUGAUCAUUAUCUUGAAUAUUAUUAUAGAUAAAGAUAAACUGUAAACAGCAAAAAUGAUCAGCAAAGUAAGAUCUACAAAUAAGUUAAUAUGACCAAAAUUGUCAACUGACCCCUUAAGGGGUUAUUGUCCUUUAAUGACAAUUUUUCACAAUUUGUUCAUCAUAUUUGCUAACUUUAAAAAAUCUUCUCCUUUGAAACUGCUGUAUCAAUUUCAGCCAAACUUAGGCUAAAUGAGUUUCAGAGUUUCAGAGUAUCUAGUAUAAAUUUUAUAUUUCAUUUCCUUGUAUGUCAAGAAACAUAGCUCCUAUGGCUAAAAUAGAACAUAGGAGAAAAUGAUUUUUUUUUUGCUUUUGAAGAAAAUAGGACGAUUCAAAAAACAUUUAAAUAAAUUGAAAAGCCAAAAUAAUCAUUGAUGAGAGAUUAAACCAAAAAAAUUCAGGUGAGCGAUUCAGGCUCUUGAGAGCCUCUUGUUAUAUUAAGUUUUGUGCAAUAGCAAGUCUUUUCAAUUGCACAGUAUUGCGCAAUGGCAAGAAGUAUCUUAUUGCACAAUAUUGUGAAAUAGCAAUUUUUUUUUAAAUUAGAGUUAUCUUUCUUUGUCCAGAAUAGUAAGCAAGAAAUAUCUAAUUACAAUUGUAAGAAAUUUUUUUAUUUGGAGUUAUCUUUCUUUGUCCAGAAUCAACUUAAAUCUUUGUUAUAUACAAUAUACAAUGUAUAUUCACUUUUUACUACCAACUGAUAAAUUAAAAUAAUCUUUACCAUUCAGUGAUAACAAGCAGUUUUUUUACAUCUUAAUAUUUUAUGAUGUAUUUAAAUGAGUAGUUAUUGUUGCAAACUCCAUUAGAAAUUUUAAUUGAGAUUAGUUUUGGAAUAAGGGAAAGGGGGAUGUUAUUAAAAAAAUUGGGUUCAAUUUUCUCAUUUGAAAUUUCAUAAAUAAAAAGAAAAUUUCUUCAAACAUUUUUUUGAGAGGAUUAAUAUUCAACAGCAUAGUGAAUUGCUCUAAGAGAAAAUAAAAAUUUUAAGUUCAUUAGAACACAUUCAUUCUCUGUCAGAAACCUAUGCUAUGUCAACUAUUUAAUCACAAUCCAAAUUUAGAGCUGAAUCCAGCUUGAAUGUUGUGUCCAUACUUGCCCCAACCGUUCAGGGUUCAACCUCUGCGGUCGUAUAAAGCUACGCCCUGUGGAGCAUCUGGUUACAACAUCUAAUAACAUUGGAAAUAGUAUGCCACUCUUAGUAAUCUUAUGUAUCAAGUUUUUAAUUGUUAUUGCGAUAAUCACCAAGUCACUUUAUUUGCAUUAUUAAAACCAUGAGAGCCCUAACAAGACAAGACAGAUGUACAGACCAACAUAACAAUGUCCCUUAUUUCCAUUUCCCCAUCAAUUUGUUUCACAGGGGACAAAAGGGGACGUUAACAUUUACUUUGUAGUUAAUAACAGCAAAUGUUCGAAGUGUUGCAUAUAUUCUAUAUGCGAAAAGCAUGUUCAAUAUUCUAAUAUAAUAAAUAGCCAGUUGUUGAUGAAUGCAAAGAUUGAAAAAAUCUUUAAAAAAUGCUUAUAAGGUUCAUCUAAAGUGACAAUUAUUUCCCAUUCCUUGCGGGUUUUUUUCCCUUCAAAACAAGAAAGAGAGAAAAUAGCACAACAUUAUCAUCUUUAUAAGUAAACAAAAUCCAGUGCAAUAAAGGUUAGAUUAAAAUAUCAAAAUGGCAUAUCAUAUUGCCAGAUGAGAGAUUGAGUAAUUUAGAAGCAUCUUGUUUUUGUUUUUAACUUCUAAGAUCUGAUUUUUGUACUAAUACAAGAAAUACAAGUGAUAUUUUAAAGCAAAUCAUGAAUAGAUUUAUAUUAUAAAAUACAAUUCUGAUAUACACUACUCUUUUGCUUUGUAAAAAAGUUCUUACUUUUAAACUAGGUACACAUGCUUGACAUCCAAAUUACUUAUACAACUUUAGUUGUACUGUGUUUGACAUUUCUGUUGCAGGUGCUCACUAUGAGAUUCAAUCAAUUCUAUUAAAAUGUAAGUCUCAAUGUAUUUGUACAUCUUGAAUAGUAAAAAUUGUUAAGCACACCUGAUGACAUUUAAUAGACAAUUGUGUAUUGUAUGCACAUUUUAUGUAUAUGUAUGUAAAACAUGAUAGCCUCUCGUCUCUGUAUCAACAUUAUAUAUACUGUCUGGUAUUGAUAUCUUCAUUGGAUUUAUUUUGGGUUUAGCAUCAACCUUGAAUGAAUACAGGAAUUAAUAGGGGAAAUGAUCAGACCAGAUCUUCACAACUUAACCAUUUGAUAAGGGGAGACAAUCAAUAUAUACAUUGCAGAUUUUGUCAGUUGUCCACUGAGUUGAUAUUACUCUCAGAUACCAAUUUGUUGCAUUUUUUGUAAAAGACAAACUGUAAACAUUGUUAAUAUCAGAUACUUAUAUUUUCAUUGCUAAAACUCUCAGUAGACUCCAUACAUGAGUUUCCUUUAAUUAUACUUUUUAUACAUUUAUUUACUUUUUUGGUUGAUGAUGAAGCAAAACUGUAAAUACAAAUAAAUAAUUGCUUAGAUGACUCCUAAAUAUCUGAUAAAUCACUUAAUAAUAAUGCUUACCCAUUAUGCAUGCAACAUUUUGUCAAGGAAGCAAGACAUAGCAAUCUUAGGCAGCAACCAUUUGAUUUUCUGGGGUGGCUAUGGUUUUUUUUGGAAAAAAAAGUUUGUUUCCAGGUUUUAGUGAAAAAAAUAAUUUGUUUUGGUCCCUGAGAAAAAAAAUUUGUUUGUUUCACCCUCAGCUGCCGCUAUAUGUAAUGCUAAAAUUGAAAGAAAAAAAUUGUUUUCGGUUUGUCGCUAAAAAAAAAAAGUUUGCACAGAAAAAAAAACCAUAGCCCCCCCCCCCCCCCCCCCCCCAGAAAAUCAAAUGGUUGCUGCCUUACAUACCCUCAUCAAUGGUGGUGUAUCAGGUUGGGGAUGAUUAAAGAUUUUUAUACCACCACAGUUUUUAAGGGUCCCUAUAAUGGUAUGAACUUGUCUAUGUUUUUAUUGUUCGAGAACACAUUUUGUUUCCGGACAAUAACUUUAGUUUUAGUGAGUGGAUUUCUAUGAAAUUUUACAAGAAGGUUCAAUACCCCAAAUGGAAGAUUGAGAUUGAUUUUAGGGGGUUUAGGAAUUUGGGAUCAAAAAAAGCUUUUUAGUAGUUGCUGGACAAUAACUUGUGUUACAGUGAAUCUCUCUGACACUGUAAGGUUUCAUAUCUCAAAGGGAAUAAUAGAUUAUUCUUCUGUAAUUUAUCUGUUUGAGAAAAGAGUGGCUGAAAUACAUGGACAUUUUUGUUACAAGGGGAGCAACCAGACUAUUGAAGGCUUUUAACUCAGAUCAUGUGGAAAUCCAAAUGAACAAGUUCAUGUUUGUUCAUCAAACUUCAUCCUUAUAGAAUUAUUUAGCUUUGUGUUAAGUUUUUUUUUUUUAAAUGAAAAUAGUUGAUUUCAACUAAACAGUGCAUAGCCAUUGCAUUUAAAUGGAUUGAAAUAUUAUUUCUUGUCUCACUUCAAAGCAGACCAAAAUCAAGAACAGACAUAUUUCAUUGUCAACUGUUAAAAAGAUAAUAAGUUGUGGGUUGUAACACAUUUAUACCGGUAGCACAUCCUUUCUUUCUCCUCAAGCUUACUACUGUAAAUAACCUCUAGAUAUGAUACAUUCUAUGAUGAACAAUAUUUCCUUUAAUUUAUUUCAAUCUUUGGAAAAUAUUGAACAACCAUUCCUGUGUCAAUGAAAGUCUUAAUCUGGUUAUUAGCUGUGUUCUCUGCUGUAAUUUAAUCUUAAAAUGAAAAAAAGUAUUUGUUCUAAUGUUUGAAAACUGUUCUUCUUAAUUUAAGCUGAUAAAAUGAUUCUGUUACAAAUUUAUUUGUAUUUUAGCUUACUAGCCUAAAUGGCAAUGUAAGCUUAAGUCACCACUUUGUGUUCAUCUGUAAAUAUUUUAAAUCUCCUCUGAAACUGCUUGAUAGAUAAAAAUUUCGAUAUGGUGGCCUUGUCUAAAAGUAGAUCAUAGGGGUCACUCUACAGUUCCAAAGAAUUUCUUAUAUAUUAUGCAUGAUAAAAUCUCAAUGAUAUCCAUUACUUGCAAUUUUGUGUCAAGGAAACUAUGGAAGCAAUAAAAAACACACAACAUGAA